AUCUUAUUUUAAUAGAAGUUUAAUCGUACUCCUGCAACCGUUGUACAAAAAGUGUUUUAAUAUGGCUUCGGCAUAUAGGGAAGGGGCAAACUGCAGAGAGGAAGGAUUUCAAAGAUUUCUGGACAGCAUACAAGCACGUUCGGUUAUGUAUGGCAGCAAUGAAUUUUCUAGAGACAAAUUAGACGAUUUAACAAUUGGAAAAGCAUUACAUGAAUUUGAAAGAUAUUGGAAAGUCAUCCCAGGAGGGAAUGAAAGACUAGACUGGGUGUUAAAGGUACAAGUCAAUCCUUUUUGGAAAGAAGAUUACGAAGAGCGGAUGCAUUACAUGCUGAAUAACGCGCCAAAAUUCUACUACCCUUACUAAUAAUACUGAGCAUUUUAUCCUGGCGUAUGGUAGGAUGGCUGCCUGUUCUGCAGUUUUAUGAUUUGUUUUUCAUGUUUAAUCGUAUGCUGCAUACUUACACUGUUAGCAAUUAGUGAAAUUUAUAUUGUGUGGGUAGUUUAAGGCUUAAGCCAUUGUUUCAGAUUCAUUAUUAUUUCUUGAUAUAAUAUUUGCGAACAUCCAGAUGUAUUAUUUUAAAAUACAAACGAUAUAAAUAUGUAA
Molecule: messenger RNA, 604 nt
Organism: Styela clava
Lineage: Eukaryota; Metazoa; Chordata; Ascidiacea; Stolidobranchia; Styelidae
Source: RefSeq, a predicted model, not a curated record